Messenger RNA from Wallemia mellicola CBS 633.66, 921 nucleotides. Its product is annotated as alpha/beta-hydrolase. The coding region runs from base 1 to 921 and encodes 306 amino acids. Gene Ontology annotation, biological process: macroautophagy; neutral lipid catabolic process; piecemeal microautophagy of the nucleus. NCBI's taxonomy places the organism in Eukaryota, Fungi, Basidiomycota, Wallemiomycetes, Wallemiales, Wallemiaceae. The record is from RefSeq and is a predicted model, not a curated record. The transcript is spliced from 2 exons. Gene Ontology annotation, molecular function: glycerophospholipase activity.
AUGGGUAUAUUUGAUGAUAUCCCUGUUGAAAUGCCCGACGUCACUGACAGGCAUACACUUUUACAACUCGCUCAGAUGACUUCAAACGCAUACAUUAAACAAGGUAGCGAUGAGUGGAUAGAACCUUCAAAGCAUUUCAGUGGUGAAGUAAUAUCAUUUGGCUGGAAAAAGGAUGAUGAUGGAUUACGAGGUCAUAUAUUUAGUACUCCUGAUAAGAAAACUGUUGUUAUUGCGAUAAAGGGUACAUCAGCAGGAUUAAUUGGUGGUGGUGGACCAUCUUCAAAAAAUGACAAAUUCAACGAUAACCUACUAUUCAGUUGUUGUUGCGCAAGAGUUAGCUGGACAUGGACACCAGUUUGCGAUUGCUAUAACGGUGGUUGGCAAUGCCAUGAAGAAUGUCUCGAAACGAGUAUAGAAAAGGAAUCAGUUUAUUACCCAGUAGCUACGAACCUUUACAAUAACGUUUCUUAUAUGUUCCCAGAUUCUAAUAUCUGGAUAACUGGACAUAGUUUAGGUGGUGCAUUAGCUAGUAUGCUUGGUUUGACAUUCGGUGUACCAUCGGUGACAUUCGAAGCACCAGGUGAUAGAUUACCAUCACAACGUUUACAUUUACCACAACCACCAGCUGAAUUAUCAGGUGUCUAUCACGUAUACCACACAGCAGAUCCGGUUGCAGAGGGUACAUGUAAUGGUAUGUUAUCACCAUGUAAUGCUGCAGGUUUCGCAAUGGAAACUAGAUGUCAUACCGGAUUGUCUAUUGUAUAUGAUACCGUUAGUAAGUUUGGAUGGGCAGUUGAUCUACGUCAUCAUCGUAUCGCGACCGUCAUAAAUGAAAUACUUGAACAUGAAUGGAAAGAUGACGAUGGAGUUGUCUAUGUACCCAAACCGGAAGCUGAAGGUUUGUGGGCAGUUAAAUCAUAA